UGGCUUGUUGACUCAGUAGGAGCCUCGGCUACGCUGCAGCAGCUACAGACAUAGCUAGCACCCUGUAGUUCAAGCUGUUUGAUCGACGCGAUUUCAGUUAUGUAGCUGAAGAUUUAUAAAGAUGAUAACCAUUUCGGUUAAUUUUAAGAAGAUGCCUUCUUGUAAAAACCGGAAUCGGGUCAGUUUUGAAGCUCUUUUGUUAGCCUGAGUUAGAAGACAUAAAGGGCUUGAAGUUCCUUCGGAGUGAGGUGACUAAUGCUGGGCUGACCAGACGUAGCUCGUGAUGCUAUGUAGUCAGCUAGCCAGCUGUGUAAAACAUGGCAAUGUUAAUACUAAUAGAAGCGUUAAGGCCGUAAACUAGUUCCAGCGUUAGUGACGAACGGUUUCCUGAAGCAGUCGUAACCAAACGGUCCUGCCUGGCUGUAGCGCUGCUGGCCUCGGACGUUAGCGGAAGGCUACCGAGCUGCACGGCUGGCUCGUCAGCUACCAGGGGUGCAUGUUGCUGAUGGCCUCUCUGCCGGUUAUGGACACCGUGACAGACUCGUGCCCUGCGGUGCACCAAAAUGGGACUGCCCACCGGGAAUCUCCGGACACAAGACAAGCUGCUCCCGUUUUCAGGCUUCAUUUCUAUCACAGCAACCAGGGAGCAGCUGACGGCAGCGUUUUGAGCUACCCACCUGGGGACUACGUGGCUGAGGAGCUGUGUAUAGAAGCAGCAAAGGCAUGCUGUAUAUCACCUCUGUACUGCAACCUCUUUGGCCUCUUUCGAGAGCGAGACCGCGUGUGGUUUUCCCCGAACCACAUCUUCCGGCUUGAUGAGUCUUCCUCUGAAGAUGUGUUUUACAAAAUACGCUACUACUUCCCUAACUGGUACAGUAGUGGAGCGUCCCGGGCUUCUCGGUAUGGGGUCAAAAAAGGGUCAGAAAGUCCCGUCCUUGAUGAUAAUGUAAUGUCCUACCUAUUUUCACAGUGGAGACACGAUUUUGUUAAUGGCUUUGCGAAGCUCUCCAGCUCUCACGAGACGCAGGAAGAGUGCCUCGGUCUGGCUGUUCUGGACAUGACCAGAGCAGCUAAGGAGCAGAGCAUGUCCCCUCUGGAUAUCUACCACACUACAAGUUACAAGUCCUUCCUGCCGAAGGACAUGAGGGCUCAGAUCCAGGACUGCAGCUUCUUGACACGCAAGAGAAUCCGUUUCCGCUUCAAGCGCUUCAUCCAGCAGUUCAGCCAAUGUCGGACCACGGUCCGGGAUCUGAAGCUCAAGUACCUUAUCAGCAUUGAGUCAUUGGAGAAAGCCUUUUACACAGAGACCUUCCAGGUCAGAGAGGCGUCCAGCGAGCCCUCUAGCGGUCAGCUUGUCAUCCUGGUUGCAGCAGACACAGGAGUACAAUGGCGUCGAGAGAAACUGAAAGAUUCCGGCGAGGAGCUGCAAACCUUGUGUGACUUUCCUGAUGUCACUGACAUCAGCAUCAAACAGGUCAACAAAGAAGGUGCAGGAGAAAGCCGGUUGGUCACCAUCAAUAAGCAAGAUGGCAAGAUUCUGGAGCUGGAGUUCUCCAGCCACCUGGAAGCCCUCUCCUUCGUGUCUCUGAUCGAUGGCUACUAUCGGCUGACGGCAGAUGCACAUCACUACCUUUGUAAAGAAGUGGCACCUCCCAGGCUCGUUGAGGCCAUCGCUUGUCAUUGCCACGGCCCCAUUUCAAUGGAGUUUGCUGUAAACCGGAUACAGAAGUGUGGAAACAAGCGAGGGGUGUUCAUCCUGAGAUGCAGCCCAAAAGAGUUCAACAAGUAUUGUUUAACCUUCCCAGUAGAGAUGUAUGAUGCAAUAGAUUACAAGCAUUGCCAGAUCACCAGGUCUGCAGCGGAUGAGUUUAACCUCUGUGGAACCAGAAGGAACUUCAGCACCAUGCAGGAGCUACUCUGCUGCUACCAGAAGGAAACCGUGCGCUCUGAUGGCAUCAUUUUCCAGUUCAGCAAGUGCUGUCCACCUCUACCCAAAGAAAAGUCGUGCCUGCUCGUGUGCAGAAGCAACAAGGCUUCAGAAGUGCCUCUGUCUCCGUCACUUCAGCGACACGCCAUUAGUCAGAUGGUGUUUCACAAGAUCAGGAAAGAAGAUCUGGAGUUUAUGGAGAGUCUCGGUCAGGGAACAUUUACAAAGAUCUUCAAAGGGGUACGGAAGGAGCUGGGAGACUAUGGACAAAUGCACCAAACAGAAGUUGUCAUGAAGGUUCUGGAUGUGGCUCACAGGAAUUACUCUGAGUCUUUCUUUGAAGCGACCAGUAUGAUGAGCCAGUUGUCCCACAAGCACCUGGUCCUGAUCUAUGGCGUGUGCGUCUGCGGAGAAGAGAACAUCAUGGUGCAGGAGUAUGUGAAGUUUGGCUCUUUGGACACUUACUUGAAGAAGAACAGGAACACUAUAAAAAUCCAGUGGAAGCUUGAAGUGGCGAAGCAGCUGGCCUGGGCCAUGAACUUCCUGGAGGAAAAGCACCUUUUUCACGGGAAUGUGUGUGCCAAAAAUGUCCUGCUGAUGAGGGAAGAGCAGAGAGGCGGGAACCCUCCUUUCAUCAAGCUCGGUGACCCUGGGGUCAGCAUCACUGUCCUGCCUAAAGAAAUCCUGCUUGAGAGGAUCCCGUGGGUUCCCCCUGAAUAUAUCAAAGAACCUGUGAAACUCAACCUGGCUGCAGACAAGUGGAGUUAUGGCACCACGUUGUGGGAAAUCUGCAGCAGUGGAGAGAAACCUCUAGCAACACUUGACAACGCCAAGAAAAUCCUUUUCUACGAGGAUCAACAUCAUCUUCCUGCACCAAAGUGGACAGAGCUGGCUAAUCUGAUUACCAGCUGCAUGGACUACGAGCCCGCCUUCAGACCCACAUUCCGCGCAGUAAUCCGCGACCUCCACGGCCUUUUCACACCAGACUACGAGUUGAUCAUGGAUGAAAUACCACUAAUCAGGACAGCUGCUACGUUUGAGGGCCAGGAGCCUGCUCUCUUUGAAGAAAGACACCUCAUUUUCUUACAGUUACUCGGCAAGGGGAACUUUGGCAGCGUGGAGAUGUGUCGCUAUGACCCGCUCCAGGACAACACGGGGGAGGUGGUGGCUGUGAAGAAACUCCAGUACAGCACCGCCGAGCACAUCCGAGACUUUGAGCGGGAGAUCGAAAUUCUAAAAUCUAUUCAGCAUGAGAACAUCGUCAAGUACAAGGGUGUUUGUUACAGCGCAGGUCGACGGAACCUUCGACUUAUUAUGGAAUAUCUUCCUUUUGGAAGUCUGCGAGACUACCUCAUAAAAAACAAGGAGAGGAUAGACGACAAAACACUCGUCCAUUACGCCUCUCAGAUCUCUAAGGGUAUGGAGUACCUUUCGAGUAAGCGGUACAUUCACAGAGACCUGGCAACACGAAACAUCCUUGUUGAGAGUGAGCUGAGAGUGAAGAUCGGCGAUUUUGGCCUCACCAAAGUUCUGCCUCAGGACAAAGAGUAUUACAUGGUCAAAGAGCCAGGAGAGAGCCCAAUAUUCUGGUAUGCCCCUGAGUCACUGACAGAGAGCAAGUUCUCUGUGGCGUCGGACGUCUGGAGCUUUGGAGUGGUGCUUUAUGAGCUCUUCACCCACAGCGACAAGAACUGCAGUCCUCCUGCAGUGUUUAUGUCGAUGAUGGGCAACGACAAGCAGGGACAGCUGAUUGUCUACCACCUUAUUGAGCUCCUCAAAUCAGGCAGCAGGCUGCCUCAGCCCCUGGGCUGUCCCACAGAGAUGCACGAGAUCAUGGAAGAGUGCUGGGAUAAAGACCCCACCUUGCGUCCUUCUUUCAACGAGCUAGCACUACGCAUCGACCUGUUCAGGGACAGCAAGGAGUUUUAAAAUAUGGUCACGCUCCCUCCUCAACCAAGACACUCUAAACGUUGUUGUGGCUUAGGGGCGAAAGCCAAAGGGAGCAUGUGGCAGAGCAGCACGACUGGAAUAAUGGUGGCAUGGACUAAAGAACUACUGCCGAGGUGCCUUUAACCAAGGCACUUUUCUGUUGGGGAGCAGCUUAGUGGCCUGCAGCAGGUCAGAAGUGGUCAAACUGUAGAAGGUGAUGUUGCUGAAAUGAGCAAAAGAAUUUGGUCAAAGUUUUAAAAUAAGACUUGAAGACUUUAUUGACUGUGAGAAGACUGUUGCCAGACCUGAAGCUAAAGAUGCUUGUGCUAAACAAGUUCUGUGUGUGCGUGCGUGUGUGUGCGUGUGUGUGUGUGUGCGUGCGUGUGUGUGCGUGCGUGCGUGCGUGUGUGCGUGUGCGUGUGUGCGUGUGCGUGUGUGUGUGUGUGUGUGUGUGUGUGUGUGUGUGUGUGUGUGUGUGUGUGUGUGUGUGUGUGUGCGCACGCGCGCGUGCGUGCGUGUGUGCGUGCAUGCGUGUGUGCGUGCAUGUGUGCGUGCAUGCGUGUGUGUGUGUGUGUUUAUGUUGUCCAUACAAACAGCUAGCUGGCCUAGCUACUGCAAUCCUCUUUUGCCACCAGGGAAGAAGUUAACAUAAACAAUAGUCUAUUUUUAUGUUUAACCACAUUGUAGAAGUGUAAUUGUGUACAUAUGUGCUGAAAAAUUUUAUAAUUUUAUAAAAUUUAAAUAUUGUAAUGCUAUAUUUUACAUGCCAGUGAACUUCAUUGUAAAUUAAGUUCAUACUGAGCUGAUUUUCAAAAAUCUGUUUCCAACAUGAGAGGUGGUGUGAAAAUUAAAACAUAUCUGUGAAGUGA
Messenger RNA from Nothobranchius furzeri (turquoise killifish), 4725 nucleotides. RefSeq names its product Janus kinase 2b (gene jak2b). Gene Ontology annotation, cellular component: membrane; cytoskeleton; cytosol. Lineage: Eukaryota; Metazoa; Chordata; Actinopteri; Cyprinodontiformes; Nothobranchiidae. The record is from RefSeq and is a predicted model, not a curated record. Gene Ontology annotation, biological process: cell differentiation; intracellular signal transduction; cell surface receptor signaling pathway via JAK-STAT. Gene Ontology annotation, molecular function: non-membrane spanning protein tyrosine kinase activity; growth hormone receptor binding; ATP binding.